This is a messenger RNA of Eimeria necatrix, 2670 nucleotides long. RefSeq lists its product as hypothetical. Lineage: Eukaryota; Apicomplexa; Conoidasida; Eucoccidiorida; Eimeriidae. The record is from RefSeq and is a predicted model, not a curated record. The transcript has 6 exons. The annotation marks the transcript as partial.
AUGGGGGCCCCCGCCCCCAAGUAUGCUGCUGCUGUAGCAGCAGCACAGGCAGCAACUGCAACUGCAGCAGCAGCAGCAUCAGCACCUGCAGCAGCAGGAGCAACAGUUGCUGCUAUUACCGCUAAGGCGAAGUCUUCUCAGCCGCCCACACGCAAACUGCUGCUGCUGCCGCUGCUGCUGCUGCUGCUGCUGCUGCUGCCGAGUACGGCGCUCGCCACUCACUUAGCCCGGGACCCCUCGAGCUGCUCUACAGCAGCAGCAGCAGCAGCAGCAGCAAGGGAGCGACCUCCUUCGAUCCCCCCCAAAGACGCCCUACAAACAGCAGCAGCAGCAGCAGCAGCAGCAGCAAACAGGGCGGCAAGUAGCAGGCUGCUGCAGACGCGACGCGGCAGCACCGAUAGUAGCAGCAGCAGCAGCAGCAGCAACAGCAGCAGCAGCAGCAACAGCAGCAGCAGCAGCAAGGUCAAGGUGACUGUGGUGACAGCCACGGGAGUAGCAAGCCUCGAUAGGCGGUGGGAGCUGAUGCUGCCUGCUGCUGCUGCAGUCAAGCACGUGCGUUUGCUGCUGCAGCAGCAGCUGCUGCCCCGCCCGCCGCUGCUGCUGCUGCGGCUGCUGCACAAGGGCCGCUUGCUGUCCGCUGAGGAGACACUGCAGCAGCUGCUGCACCAGGACCUGCCAGCAGCAGCAGCAGCAGCAGCAGCAGCACCAUCAGCAGCAACUGCUGCUGCUGCUGCUUCGAAGACGCAGCAGUCCCUCACCCUUAUAUGGGACACAGCAGUGCCUCCUGCAGCAGAAGGGGACUCACCCUCCCCAAGUGCUGCUGCUGCUGCUGCCAGCAGCAGCAGCAGCAGCAGCAGCAGCAGCAGCAAAUGCUGCACCGAUGCCCAGGACAUAGCAGCUUACAUGGCAGCAGGCGACACCGCAGGGCGCAUUGCUGCGCUGCUGCAGCGCGAAGCUGACAGCCUAGCAGCAGCAGCAGCAGCAGCAGCAAACUCCGGGCACAGUGCUGCAGCAGCGGGACCCGAGCAGCCGCCCCGCACUGCUGCUGCUGUUGCUGCUGCUGCUGCUGCUGCUGCUGCUGUUGAUCGAGCUGCCUUCGGGGGCUCUGACGUUCCGCUGCAGAGCAGCGAAGAGUUGAGUGCGGCUGUAGAGACACUGCAGCAAGCACUCGAGCCACAGCAGCAGCAGCAGCAGCAGCAGCAGCAGCAGCAGCAGGAAGAGGAGGAAGUCGAGUAUUUCCCUGCCCCCCCCGGGACUCUGAAGGAGUACCUGCAGCAGCAGCUGCUGCUGCAGGUGCAGGUACACCCGAAGCGCCUGCUGCAGGUGGCAGCAGGGUCGCUGCUGCUGCAGCAGCUAAUGGCGAACACAGCCACAGCAGCACAGACGCAGCAGCAGCAGCAGCAGCAGCGGGUGCGCGAGCUGCUGAUGCUUUCUGCUGCGCCGGCCCUGCUGCUGCUGCGCCUCAGGCCUUUGCUGCUGCUGCAGCAAUUCGCGUGGCAGCUGCUGCCCAAGGGCCGAGGCUGGAAGGUGCUGCGUCUGCUGCUGCCUCCUGCUGCUGCAGCAAUGCUCGAGGACCAGCAGCCGCUGCCGCUGCAGCAGCAGGUGCAGCAGCAGCAGCAGCAGCAAGAACAACAACGCAAGCAGCAACAGCAACUGCACACGCAGCAGUUGCUGCUUCAGGGGCAGAUGCAGCAGCAGCAGCAGCAGCAGCAAGGAGUCAUCAGCAGCAGCCUAAGCCAGCAGCAGCAGCAGCAGCAGCAGCAGCAGCAGCAGGCUCAGGGGGAGCACAGACAGCUCGAGGGGCCCCCCACUUUCUUGAGGCCCCUAGGGGCCCCCCUCUCCCAUGAAGGGCCCCCCUUUGCCUGCGCUGAUUGUAAAAGCCUGAUGGACUACGAGACCCGGGACAGCUGGGAGCUAGCAGCAGCAGCAGCAGCAGCAGCCGAUGGCUCGCAUGCAGGCGGAGCCUUGGGCGCAGUAGACACUGCUGCUGCUGCUGCUGCUGCUGCUUCUGCUGCUGCUCCUGCUGCAGCAGCAGAAGCAGAAGCAGCUAGCCACCAGCUGGCACAGGGGGCCCCCCAACUGCAUGCAGCCCCAAGGGGCCCCUCUUCUGCUUCUUUGUAUUCUUUGAGUUUCUUUUUGGGUCUCUUUUACGUCAUUUUCCUUUGUGCUGCGCAGCAGCAAAAGAAAAGGGGAAGGCUCCUGAACAAGCAGCAGCAGCAGCAGCAGCAGCAGCAGCAGCAGGUGCUGCUGCAGCAGCAAACGCACCAAGAGGACUUAUUGGAGCCUCCAAAUGCAGCAAAGAGCGACGACGCGACGCCCGAAAGUAAAGAACUUGAGCUCUCUGUUGCCCCGGAUACACCAGAGGGGCCCCCCGGGGCCCCCGUAGAGGGGCCCCCCGGGGGCCCCCCAGUACCCUCUUGGAGGCCCUUGAGCCAACGGCAGCGGGCCUUUGUCGGGCCAGAAAGGCUAAGCCUCAGGGGGCCCCCUGGGGGCCCCCCGGGGGGGCCCCCCGGGGGCCCCCCGGGGGGCCCCCCUGGGGGCCCCCCUUUGGGGAUUCCUGGGGGGCCCCCUGGGGGCCCCCCUGCUGCCUUCAGGGCGGAAAGCCCCCAGCAGAUGGAAAGGUCGGGAGAGGCGGCAGCAGAAGGCCCCGCAGCGGAAGCACUGACCGAG